This is a messenger RNA of Fusarium oxysporum Fo47, 1100 nucleotides long. RefSeq names its product cytochrome oxidase c assembly-domain-containing protein. NCBI's taxonomy places the organism in Eukaryota, Fungi, Ascomycota, Sordariomycetes, Hypocreales, Nectriaceae. The coding region runs from base 78 to 896 and encodes 272 amino acids. The transcript is spliced from 2 exons. The record is from RefSeq and is a predicted model, not a curated record.
GUCAACGGCCAAUCCAUUCGAUCACCUCGCCCUGGUAAUUGUUCUCCGCAGAAUAAACCCUUCCUCACACAGAGACAAUGGCUUCCAGGAUGGGCCCCCGGAGCGUAAAGGACGCAACCCGAUUUACGUCCACAAUCCCCCACGCAACAUCGAAGGCCGCGCAGAGAACACCACGCAUCCCAGGCGAAACACCCGAGCAGCGAGUGAGGAGACUGCGACAGGCUCAUCUUGCUGCUCAGCAUGCCAGCAUUAGCAAGACGGAUAAGUUUAUCGAUGCUUCGAGGAGAAUCUUCGAUGUAGCGCAUCGUUGGACGGUGGGAAGCAUUGUGGUGUUCACAGUUGUUGCAGCUGUUGUCUCCGGAUACUCUGUCUGGGAUAUGAUUCGUUACAACCGAGCCCGCCGAGCCGAAUGGGUCGAGGCCCAGAAGCUACUUGAAGCCGAUGAGCUUGCUAUGGCACGUCUCGCCUACAUCAAGGGCGAAGCUACAGAGGAACAGAUCCUUCUCGUCGAGGAAGCCAACCAAGCUGCCGAGGCAAGAGGCGAGAAGCUACCACCUUUGCUCGAGGCACCUUCACACCGCACACAUUUUGAAGAACACAUCAAGCCCACAUUUAAAGAAAACACAGAGGAGAAUGUUACAAAGCCAUCAAGUGGGAAGGGUGUACUAGGGAUUUUCUCUGGUGUGCUAGGCGGCGGAGAGAAGAAGGAGGAGUCAACACAAGGCCUCCAGGAUUAUCAGACACAGUCAGUCGAGUCGGGAGCUGUCAAGGUGAGGUUGGGGGAGGCGAUGGCAGCAGAGCGGGAGCGUCAACAAAAUGGAGGCCCCCUAGACAGGCUAGGUGUUGAGCCGCCUGCAGGCUCAACUCCUAGCAAGUCUUGGUGGAAGUUCUGGUGAUGUGUAUAAAAAUCUAAUUGGAAAGAGGAACGGAUGGCAACAUGAAGGAAAACAAAGCGGAGUGUACGUGGUGGGACCAAAAGGAGUGUAUCAUAUGUGUAGAUUGGCAGUGCAUUAGACGGCGUCGGGGGACCAUCUUGUAUGUACCAUCAGGGAACAAGUCUACUUACCAUAUCUAUUCAAUACCAAGCGAUCAAAUAAGCG